This is a messenger RNA of Alternaria postmessia, 1854 nucleotides long. RefSeq lists its product as uncharacterized. Gene Ontology annotation, cellular component: cytoplasm; chromosome. Lineage: Eukaryota; Fungi; Ascomycota; Dothideomycetes; Pleosporales; Pleosporaceae. The annotation marks the transcript as partial. Gene Ontology annotation, molecular function: 3'-5' DNA helicase activity; nucleic acid binding; four-way junction helicase activity. The record is from RefSeq and is a predicted model, not a curated record. The transcript has a single exon. Gene Ontology annotation, biological process: double-strand break repair via homologous recombination.
AUGAAGGUUGGGUGGAGCUUUCUUCAGGACAAGCGCAACACGUUUGGAGGCGUAGACGGGAAGGGUUGGUUGGCGCAUCGCGUGAUUCACGAGAAGAGGUUACAAGAAGCAUUUGUAGACGUCCAAGCCACCGACCCAUCCGUUCCCGAAGGACGCGGGGUAGUGUGGAGAGCUCGGGCGGUGAGAGACUACGAGAAGGCCAUGCAAGCGUUCCGAGAGCAUUUGUUAGUGUUGGUACACAUGACGGGUGGACAACCAGCACGUGGAACGGAAGUGGUGACGGUCCAGUACAUGAACAGUCCCAAUGGCGAGAGCCGUGGCGUGUUCGUCGAGGACGGGUUGAUGGUGUACGUGACCAUGUACCACAAAGGCAUCGGGGCCAGCGCAAAGGCCAAGAUCAUCCACCGGUAUUUACCGCGUGAGGUGGGUGAAUUGUUGUUUUAUUAUUUAUGGAUGGUCAUACCGUUUUGGAGGAAGUUGGAGGGUGCUGUCAGGAAAGGGGCAGCCAGAGAAGCCAGCCCAUUCAUAUGGAAACCAAGGGAGGAGGAGCCGUGGACACGGCCGCAACGUAGAAAAAGGGCGCGGGAAAGCAAUGCGAGUGAGAGUGAGAGUGAGGGUGAGAUUCCGCGACGGGACGUGGACGAAGACGAGAGGGAAGAGGAAAGGGAAAAAGAACAGGGCAGGGGAAUGAAAGAGGAAGAACCGUCGUUGUGUGGACCGGAAAAAUGGGAUACCAACCGGGUUCGGCGGGCGAUCCAGCGCGUGUCGAUACGGUGGUUAGGCGUGAAACUCAACAUCAUGGCGUGGAGACACAGCAGCAAGGCGAUAUAUCGGAGAUACAUCAACGAAAAGGCGGUCAUCAAGGCAGUCGUAGAGGGCGACGAAGACGAGGAUGGCGAGGACGACGCAUUCGACAUUCAGACAGGGCACAGUUCCAAGAUUGGUGGCACAGUUUACGGUAGAGCAAUUACCGAGUCGCCGUUCAGCACCGAAGCCCAGCGAGUGGCAUUGCGGCGAGUGAGCAUGGAGUGGCAUCGGUUUUUGUUGUUCAAGUCAGCGUUGGAAAUGCAUCCCAAGAGAGGGACGCGAGCGGCGGAGGCCAGGAAGCAGGCGAUUGAGGAAGAGUUCCGGCGUUGGAGGAAGAUGCGAGCGGUAGACACGCAGCAUCAGCUGGAGAGCUUGGUGGGGGCGGGCGCCAGGUUCAGGAGCGUACAGCGGCCGGCGAUAGAGGCCAUCAUGCACCAAAAGAGCCCAGUUGUCGUGGUCAUGGGUACAGGAGCAGGCAAGAGCAUGGCGUUCAUGUUGCCAGCGUCGUGCUCCACGGGCGUCACCAUCGUAGUCGUGCCGUUAGUUUCGUUGCGCGGCAACUUGAAGGACCGGUGUGUCCAGGCUGGGAUCGAUUGCGUGGAGUGGGACAGUCGCAAGCCGCAGGAGUGGGCGUCCGUGGUGUUGGUCACGCCCGAGUCGGCGGUCAGCGAGAGUUUUGGUGGCUUCAUCAACCGGCAACGAGCCAUGGGGCGAUUGGAUCGAAUCGUUGUCGAUGAAUGUCACGUUGUGUUGGAUUCGACGGGCGGAUGGAGGACGCGGAUGUUGGCGUUGCGGGAUUUGGUCAAGGCAGAGACACAGUUGGUGUACUUGACAGCAACCAUGCGGCCGAGAGACGAGGGCGAGUUUAUUGCAUUGAUGGGGUUGCCAGCCAAGGAAGAAUGCCAGUGGUUCCGAGGUCCGACGACCCGGAAGAACGUCAGGUACCAGAUACAGCGGUACGAUCAGAAGGAGGAAGACGAAGACGAGGUGUUGGUACGGUUGGUGGAGGAGAAGAAGCGGCAGUACCCGAUGCCCGGCCGGAUCAUU